AUUUUCGGCGUGCGCCGGCCGACGUCGUCUCCCCGCGUGAACCGCGCUCGAAAUGUCUUCCUCCAUUUCCAGAGCUCUCACCGGCAAGCUCCGCCGCGGAGCCACCGCGGCCGCCGCCGCCGGGGUCCCUGCGCUCCGCCGCCCGCGCCCCGUCCUCCGAUCGCCGGCGCCGUCGCUUUCGCUGUUCCCGUCGCCGUCUCGCUUCUCCACCUCCUCCCCCGCCGCCGCCGCCGCCGCCGCCUCGUUUGCCGCUGCCGCCGACGGCUCCUCUUCUCAGGCUCGAGGUAAGGAGAAUGGAUCGAGGUGGUCCAGGUGGCUGCUCUUCGUUCCUGGAGCUAUCGCGUUUGGUCUUGGGACUUGGCAGGUUUUCAGGAGACAGGACAAGAUUAAUAUGCUGGAAUAUAGACAGGGGAGAUUGGAUAUGGAACCCAUGGAACUUAAGGGCGUAUCUCCUAGCAACAAGGACCUGCAAUCUUUGGAGUUUAGGAGGGUCUUCGGCAAAGGAGUUUUUGAUGACAAAAGGUCAAUAUUUGUGGGUCCACGUUCCCGAAGCAUUUCUGGAGUGACAGAGAAUGGGUACUAUCUAAUCACUCCCCUUAUGCCAAUUUCAGAUGACCCUGAAAGUGUAAAGUUUCCAGUUCUGGUUAAUAGAGGAUGGGUACCCCGAAGUUGGAGAGACAAGUUCCUUGAAACUUUGGAUGAUGCUGGAAAGCCUAAAGAUGCAUCAGAAACCUCUGUCCAAAAGAGUGAAGAAAAAUCUUGGUGGAAACCUUGGUCUAAGAAGCCUAAAAAUGUUGAGGAACAUGUUGCUGCUGUUGCAUUGGUAGAGGUUCUAGGAGUCAUUCGCGGGAGCGAGAAGCCCAGUAUUUUUGUUCCCGCAAACAAUCCAGCUUCCUCCCAGUGGUUUUAUGUUGACACUGUGGCCAUUGCUCAUGCUUCUGGGCUCCCUGCUGAUACUCUCUACACAGAAGAUAUUAAUGAAAAUGUGAAUCCAAGCAAUCCGUAUCCAGUACCAAAGGAAGUCAAUACCUUGAUUCGCAGUUCAGUGAUGCCACAGGACCACCUAAAUUAUAUUUUGACGUGGUAUUCUCUGUCUGCUGCAGUUACAUUCAUGGCCUUCAAGAGACUUAGGCAAAAGAAAAGUCGGAGAUAGCAAUCCUUUGUUGAUGAUUAAUCUUUAGAUGACCCGAUAACUUUCUAGAGAUUAAAUACAGAAGUAAUCUCCAUGUGCCUACUUACCUGUAUCAUGGCAGAUUUAACAUGAAGAGGGCUGUAUAACAUUUUUCCUAAUUUCAAUCGAUCAAGCAGUUUGACCUGGAGCUGGUGAGCAGUGCCAUUCACUAUUGGAAGAAUUUGUUUCUCGAUUGUUUUUCAAAAUAAAGUAAAGAAAAGCUCCUGCUCUGAAAACUGAUUGGGUAGGAAGUUUGUUGCUGGAUGUAUAAUUCAGAUGUGUUGAAAGUGAUUUUUUCAUUGUUACGUUGUUAUGCUUCUAUAUUUGUUCAUCUUAUUGUGACUAGUUUUUUCUGUUUGAGAUGAUACUGCAGUUUUAGUGCUAUUUUUGACACUUUUUCCUUGAA
Eucalyptus grandis is the source of this 1577-nucleotide messenger RNA. RefSeq names its product surfeit locus protein 1. The transcript has 7 exons. Lineage: Eukaryota; Viridiplantae; Streptophyta; Magnoliopsida; Myrtales; Myrtaceae. The record is from RefSeq and is a predicted model, not a curated record. The coding region runs from base 53 to 1153 and encodes 366 amino acids. Gene Ontology annotation, cellular component: membrane.